CGGUACCCGCCUAGGCUCGGACGACGGCCAGGCCUGCUCUUCCGCUAAGAGCCAUCUGCCGCAGCCCCUGAGCGCCGAGGUCCCCUGGCGAGGAUGCUCGGGUCGGGGCGGCCUGCCGGAAAUCGAGCUCCUGCGGACCAAGCGCCUGGAGUUUCUCCAGCAGCGACAUUUGGCCAGCCGUGGCCUGGUUGUGCCAGAGCCGGACCACGGCUAUCACAGCCUCGAGGAGGAGCAGCAGCAUAAGGGCGUCUGUCGAGAAAAGGCAGGGCAGCAGCAGGCGCAGCGGUGUGGUGCCUGGGAGCUGAAGCGUCCCGAGGAGCAGCACGGCACAGGGAGGCAGCCUGGAGACAGCUGCUUGGAACAGGAACCGAGGAGUUCCCCUGAGAUGGCUGCUUUUGGGGGGGAAGCCUGUACUGACGAAGAGGAAGAUGAUGCAGACUCUGAGGUAGAGCAAAACUUGCCAGUUUCAGCCAGGCCCGCCUGUGCUAAUAAACUAAUAGGUUAUAUCAUAGGGGGAGCUUCCAGUGGGGAGGAGAGUGCAGAUGAUGAGGAAGACUGGGAUGACGACGAUGGGUUCGAUAGCGAAGGGCUUCUCUCGGAUUCAGAUGCUGGGAGCCAGAACGGGGAAAGAUUGCAUCUCUGGAAUUCCUUCUACAGUUUGGAUCCUUACAACCCUCAGAACUUCACAGCUACCAUUCAGACAACUUCCAGUGAUCCAGAAAAGGAUAUGCCCUGUGGGUCAGAUAUGGAAGAAGAAGAGGAGGAGGAUUCCUGGGCAGAGGAGUCUUCAGGCUCUCCUGACCCUAGUUCUGAAGAGGAUGACGAAUGGGAGUGUAGUAGUGUGGAUGAGGCAGAAAAUUUGAAACUUUGGAAUUCAUUCUGUACCUCAGAUGAUCCGUAUAAUCCUUUUAAUUUCAAAGCGCCCUUUCAAACAGCAGGAAAAAAAGGGAAGCCUAGUUUACAAGGAACAGAGAGGCUGGGUUUGGUCACUUCUGAGUGUAGUCACUUAACAGUCUGUCCGGUACAGCUGGAAAAGCAGAAUUGUGACAUCACAGACUCUGUGCAGCAGGGCAUUCUUUCUGGUGAGAAAUGUGGAAGUUCCAAGAGAAAAAAGGUAACCUUCCUUGAAAAAGUUACUGAGUAUUAUAUAAGCAGUGAGGAGGAUCGUAAAGGACCCUGGGAAGAACUUGCGCGAGAUGGGUGCAGAUUCCAGAAACGGAUCCAAGAAACAGAAGAUGCCAUAGGAUACUGCUUAACAACAGAGCAUAGACAAAAAGUAUUUAAUAGACUCCAAGAAACUUAUUACAAAAGGCUUGAUCUCUUGUAGCACCUUAAAAGAUUUUCAGUUGUGUGAUCCUAAGCACUCGUGAACACCUUCAAAACAACAAAUGGCAGCUGCCUAUGUUUUGAUAUGGGGGGUGAAGUGGGGUUUUAACACUUUGUCCCGAUUGAAUAUUCAGCCAAUGAAUUUACCAAUGUGCGUCCCAUUUUGAUAUCUAAACGAAACCUUUUGAGUCUCAAGGGUGAGGAGUGGUAUAAUUGCAUUCCUUUUGAGUAGCACUUGAGAAACAGACUGCUUUAGACUAAAUCCAUUCCAAAAAUGCCUUGUCUGCCCUAUGUUGAGAAGUGGUGGCUGUUAAGUUGGAAUUUUGCACUUUGAAAAAGCAAAACCUAUUUUGAAGGAAAUAUUUAUGGGGCUCAGAACCCAGGUAUUGCAGUUUUGAUUUAAAGUUUGAAAAUGCGUGUGCUACUUUCUUGUGUUUCUCCAUUUUCUUUAACUUGUAAAAAAAAAAAAAAAAAAAGACGUCUUGAAUUUUGCUAGCUAUUAAUGUUAAAUUUACUGUGCAAAGUAGGUACUUUUUUCCUUCCUUUUAAGAUCCUAAUUUUGCAUGCAGUUUGGUGUUUGAGCGUUUAUGUAACAUUUACUCUGAUGUCUUAAUAUCUCAGUCUAGAACACUGGGGGUUUCGUUUCAAGUGAACUCUGGUGCACUACGAGCCCUUUGGUUUGUUUUUAUUUAAAUAGUAUCUUUGCCUGGUACUGUUCCAAAGGGUGUUGGCUGCUUGUGCACCAAGGCUGUUUGCUUUCAGGGCGCUGAAAGGCCUCAUCCUAAUCCUGUCCUCAUUGGUAAUUUAAACUGCAAGGCAUGUGUGAAAGUAUGGGUGAUAAUCUGAGUUUAG
Struthio camelus australis is the source of this 2178-nucleotide messenger RNA. RefSeq names its product protein phosphatase 1 regulatory subunit 15B (gene PPP1R15B). Gene Ontology annotation, cellular component: endoplasmic reticulum; protein phosphatase type 1 complex. Gene Ontology annotation, biological process: response to endoplasmic reticulum stress. NCBI's taxonomy places the organism in Eukaryota, Metazoa, Chordata, Aves, Struthioniformes, Struthionidae. Gene Ontology annotation, molecular function: protein phosphatase regulator activity. The record is from RefSeq and is a predicted model, not a curated record.